Messenger RNA from Hevea brasiliensis (rubber tree), 898 nucleotides. RefSeq names its product probable calcium-binding protein CML16. Bases 96 to 578 code for a protein of 160 amino acids. Gene Ontology annotation, molecular function: calcium ion binding; enzyme regulator activity. Lineage: Eukaryota; Viridiplantae; Streptophyta; Magnoliopsida; Malpighiales; Euphorbiaceae. The record is from RefSeq and is a predicted model, not a curated record. The transcript has a single exon.
CUAAAAUACCAUUAUUUUCUCUCUUUUGCUAGUUUCUUUUUUUUUGUCUUGGUUUUUGUUCUCUUCUCCUUCACCUAUCUCCAUUGCCUGCAGCCAUGGUGGCAACCCUCCAACCCGACCAGCUCAAGCAGCUCAAGGAUAUCUUCAUGCACUUUGACAUGGAUUCUGAUGGCAGCCUGACUCAGCUGGAGCUCGCCGCACUUCUUCGCUCUCUCGGUCUCAAACCUUCAGGCGACCAAAUCCAUGUUUUGCUAUCAAAGAUAGAUGGAAAUGGCAAUGGAUAUGUUGAGUUUGAUGAAUUGGUUACCGCUAUAUUGCCUGACAUGAAUGAAGAAGUCUUGAUCAACCAGGAGCAGUUGCUGGAGGUUUUUCAAUCAUUUGACCGCGAUGGCAAUGGAUAUAUUACUGCAUCUGAGCUUGCAGGAUCCAUGGCUAAAAUGGGUCAUCCUUUAACGUAUCAAGAGUUAUCCAAGAUUAUGGGGGAGGCUGAUACAAAUGGAGAUGGUGUCAUUAGUUUUAAUGAGUUUGCAAAUAUCAUGGCAAAAUCCGCUGCUGAUUUCCUUGGCCUCGCCCUGUAGGCAUAGCCAAUGGGUCAGCGUCUAUACCCUAAUAUAGCCGUUACUUGAUUUCUCCUUUGUCACCAGUCAGAAUAUAUAAUCUUUGGGGAUUUCAAGAUUCAAAAAUGGCUACGGGGAUCUUACUUUUCAGAAAUGGUGAUGGAUGAUCCUAUUGACUUUUUCCUCCAAUGUUUUCUAUCAAUCGUUCUUUCUUUAUUUCUGUAUGUGUGUUUUAAUUUAGAGAUCUGGUCUUAGUAGGAUUUGAUUGGAGAAGGAGAGCUGUACAAUGAACCAUGCAUGUAAAAUGAAAUUGAACAUACACCUCAUUCCACUUUAACACA